Molecule: messenger RNA, 3285 nt
Organism: Pogoniulus pusillus (Red-fronted tinkerbird)
Lineage: Eukaryota; Metazoa; Chordata; Aves; Piciformes; Lybiidae
Gene: RARB
Product: retinoic acid receptor beta
Exons: 9
Coding region: 710-2077 (455 amino acids)
Biological process (GO): cellular response to corticotropin-releasing hormone stimulus; regulation of transcription by RNA polymerase II; retinoic acid receptor signaling pathway
Cellular component (GO): nucleus; transcription regulator complex
Molecular function (GO): nuclear receptor activity; nuclear glucocorticoid receptor binding; RNA polymerase II cis-regulatory region sequence-specific DNA binding
Source: RefSeq, a predicted model, not a curated record
GUCACUAUGCCCAGCUAAUCGGCAGCCGAGAGGCACCUGCCAGGCUGGAAAGCCUGCAGCUGUUACCCCUGCCUACCUGAGCAGCACCACCGCACUGUCCCCCUCUCGGGAUCCGCUCCCCAGCAGGCAGUGCAGCUGCUCCUCACGGCGCGCUCCCGGAGCCGCUCAUCGGCCCAACCGCCGGCCGAGACAAGCGCAAGUCUCUCCAGCCUCGCUCCCCAAGGCAAGUGGCGCACCGGCUGCCAAGGUGCUGCAGUCGGGUGCCGGAAUGGGAGUUUGCCCAGAGAAAAACUUUACGCAGAGGUUGCAGACGGAGCCGUUACAACUGCUGCGGCGGCAGCUCGGGUCUGCGGAGUGAGCAGGCGGCCCGUGCCCCUUCUCCUGCCCCGGGGCGCUAGGGCACUAUCAGUAUGCAUCUGUAAGGAGCAGCUGUUCUCCCAGAAAAAUAUAACCAACGGUGCCCUGAUACACAGAGUAAGAAGACUUCGUGUCCUCCAUCCACAGAGCGACAAUGUCCUGUAAAAGAGAACAGUAGGCAGCAGCAAUGAAAUAUUGGAAGGACCUGAUCUACUGAAUUCCAUUUCAUCAGCACACAAUCUAGCUCAGGCCAUACUCGCAGGCCUGACACCCUCUUCACUGACAAGUUGAGGUAUCUGCUUGCUGGCCUGGAGUGAUGCAACAGAACUUUUAUACACUGUGAAGUGUUACCAUGACAACCAGUAGCCGCACAUGUCCGGUACCAGCAGUGAAUGGACAUAUGACUCACUAUCCAGCAGCACCAUACCCAUUACUUUUUCCUCCAGUCAUCAGUGGGCUGUCGCUACCUUCCCUCCGUGGACUCCAGAGCCACCCACCAGCUAGCAGCUGCAGCACACCAUCACCUGCAACAAUUGAAACUCAGAGCACCAGUUCUGAGGAACUUGUUCCGAGCCCUCCUUCACCACUUCCACCCCCUCGUGUUUACAAGCCCUGUUUUGUCUGUCAAGACAAGUCAUCUGGAUAUCACUAUGGUGUCAGUGCUUGUGAGGGAUGUAAGGGCUUUUUCCGCAGAAGUAUCCAGAAAAACAUGGUUUACACAUGUCACAGAGAUAAAAACUGUGUUAUCAAUAAAGUCACCAGAAAUCGCUGCCAGUACUGCCGGCUACAGAAGUGCUUUGAAGUGGGCAUGUCCAAAGAAUCUGUCAGAAAUGACAGGAACAAAAAGAAGAAGGAACCUUCAAAGCAGGAAUCCACAGAAAACUAUGAAAUGACAGCAGAGUUGGAUGAUCUCACUGAGAAGAUCCGAAAGGCUCACCAGGAAACCUUCCCCUCACUCUGCCAACUGGGAAAAUACACCACAAACUCCAGCGCAGACCAUCGGGUUCGACUGGACCUUGGGCUCUGGGACAAGUUCAGUGAACUCGCCACAAAGUGCAUUAUUAAAAUAGUGGAGUUCGCGAAGCGGUUGCCAGGCUUUACCGGUUUGACCAUCGCAGACCAGAUCACGCUCCUUAAAGCAGCCUGCCUGGAUAUACUGAUCCUUAGAAUUUGCACAAGGUAUACACCAGAACAGGACACCAUGACCUUCUCGGAUGGCCUUACCCUAAACCGAACUCAGAUGCACAACGCCGGCUUUGGCCCACUGACUGAUCUUGUGUUCACAUUUGCUAACCAGCUCCUGCCUUUGGAAAUGGAUGACACAGAAACAGGUCUCCUUAGUGCCAUCUGCUUGAUCUGUGGAGACCGCCAGGACCUUGAAGAGCCAAUGAAAGUGGAUAAGCUUCAGGAACCGUUGCUUGAAGCACUGAAAAUUUAUAUCCGAAAGAGGCGCCCCAGCAAGCCUCACAUGUUCCCAAAGAUCCUAAUGAAGAUCACAGAUCUUCGCAGCAUCAGUGCGAAAGGUGCAGAACGCGUCAUUACAUUGAAAAUGGAAAUUCCUGGAUCCAUGCCACCUCUUAUUCAGGAAAUGCUGGAGAACUCUGAAGGACAUGAGCCACUGACACCGACCUCAAAUGGAAAUGCUGCUGAGCACAGUCCCAGUAUCUCACCUAGUUCAGUGGAUAACAGCAGCGUCAGUCAAUCACCUAUGGUGCAAUAAGACAUUUUUCUAGCUACUUCAGACAUUCCCAACAUCUUAUGUACAGAGAUGAAAAGCAAGGAAAAAAAAAACAUUUUUACUGCUGCUUAGUUUCUGGACUUAGAAGACAUUUAUCUAUAUAUGUAUAUAUAUAGAGAUAAAAACUCAACAGGGACCAAGAAAUUUUCCUAUGUAUCACUAUAUACUCCUUGCCGUUUAAACUCUUAAAACUAGAAAAUGCAAUCUUUUGAAAAUCUGAAUCAGCCAUUUCAUGCAAAAAAUAGUUACGCUUCUGUUUUCUCCUCUGAACAUUCAAGACUGCAUGGUGACAAGUCAGAUCUCAAACUUCAUAAAGUCUGGUUGCAUUUCUGAUGGCUUUGUACAUACAAAUAUACAGCUGUACUUUCUCUACUGGAUGUUUGGUGCUUUACUCUUGUCUCUUAUACCUAAACUGAUCCAGACACCACCUAUAUGAAGUGGACUACUGUACACAUCCAGAAAAAGAAGUGAAAAGGACCAUCUGAUUUCGUUUAAUAUGAAAAGUUGUCUUUGAUGCUCUUGAGUUGCAUCGCCUUGCUUGUAAAAUGUAUACAGAAAUUCACUGCACUGGCAGGAAUCAGUAUCAGCAUUAACUGCUAGAUCAGUUAUUCAGAUGUCAUUUGUUCCACUGUCAACGUCACUUUAAAGAAGUGGUUUCUUACCUGGCUGGUGACCUAGCUACAUUUCUACAGCAAUGAUAGCCUCCAAGGCAGAAACACUUUUUAGUGUUACUAUGUUUUUGUUUACUUGUUCACAAGCCAUUAGGGAAACUUCAUGGGAUGAUAACUAGCAGGCUCAUUUACAGCUUUUGGAUUAGCAAGUCUAGGGUAUUUCCUUUAGCACUGACUGUCAGGAAAUGGCUGGGUUAUCCAGGCUUCCAGGUGCUAGGAAGUACAGCUGAGACUUCCAGAAACACAAGGAGAGAAACUGCCUUCUUGGCCUUGUUAAACCACCAUGAAGCAGAGUGAAAACUGUGGUAGAACGGUUAACAGAUUAAAGUGUCAGUUUCUUAGGUUUCAUUUAAAGCACUAGUAGAUUUUUUUUAUAUAUUCUAGCAAGUCUGUGAUGUACUUUCACUGGCUCUGUUUGUACAUUGAGAUUGUUUAACAAUGCUUUCUAUGUUCAUAUACUGUUUACCUUUUUCCAUGGAGUCUCCUGGCAAAGAAUAAAAUAUAUUUAUUUUAAAAAAA